UUGCAAAUCUUUUGGUUUGUGUGUAUUUUUAUUAAAAAAUAAAAAGUUAAAAUGGCUGACGAAAGUGUAGCUGAUGCUGGUGGUUUCGGUUUAAUUGCUGAAAAUUCAAGCCAUAUCGAUGAGAUAAGACGGACGGCACCGAUAUUUAAUCCUAACGAUCGGUACUAUGAUAUGAGUGGAGAGAAAUAUUUGUACAUUUUCAAUCAUUACAUGUACAAGAAAACACGGUAUUUUAAUAAUUCACGGCCCAGCACAAGAGAAGGUACACAAAAAGACGUCAGCAGGCUUACGGAGGUGUUCCAAAACCUAGGAUUUCUAGUUACGACCUACAAUGACAAGGAACACGCGGAAAUUAUGGAAAAAGUUGCGGACAUCAGCAAAAAGGACCAUAAGCAAACGUCAUGUAUUUUCUUCGCGUUUCUCACACAUGGUGACUCUGGCGGGGAGUUACAUGCAGCUGACAGACCAUAUUUACUGAAGGACGUACUGGUUUUGUUGGAGCAUGGCCACGCUUCUCUGGUUGCUAAGCCUAAAGUUUUAUUCGUUCAGGCAUGUAGAGGCAAUAAAGCAGAUAGUGGAAGACGAGUAGAACUGGAUAGCUCAGGCGUUUCGUACGUAGUGCCGACUCAUUCGGAUUUCUUAGUACUCUACUCGACUGUUGAAGAUUACCUCAGCUACCGGGAUAUCAACGGGUCAUUCAUGAUCCAAGACCUCUGCGAUAUAAUAGUUUCUUACCACGAACAAUGGGAUCUGCUACAUUUGGUAACAAUGCUCCACAACAGAGUAGCGCACCAUAGAUCGACAUAUUCACCAAGGAGACUCGAACAUCAUGAUAAACGACAAAUGCCAGAAACACGAUACACUUUGACUAAGCUUCUGAAGUUUUAGAAUGGAUAAAGUUAAUAAAUUGACCUGAAAACUAAAUUCCGAUUGUGUAAAAUUCGCGCCAAAUUGUGACAUGUCGGACGCCAUUUUGAAUUUGGCGUUGCAAAAUAUUAUUAAAGUGAACAUAUUUUGUAAAUUCAAGAAAAAAAACUUAGGUACAUACUGAUACUUGAAAAAUGAAAGGUAUAAAGUUUUUUAAGUCAUCGUAUCGAACAAUUUACUUUUUGCGACAUAAAUACUGUCGGAUUGUGUGGGAUAAAUGUAUUGAUAUCUAAUAAUGAAUAAAAAAUUUCAAUAAAUUUUUGUUUUUUCGUAAAUCGUUU
Messenger RNA from Colias croceus (clouded yellow), 1208 nucleotides. It is a transcript of the gene ICE, whose product is annotated as caspase-like. Gene Ontology annotation, biological process: proteolysis. Lineage: Eukaryota; Metazoa; Arthropoda; Insecta; Lepidoptera; Pieridae. Gene Ontology annotation, molecular function: cysteine-type endopeptidase activity. The record is from RefSeq and is a predicted model, not a curated record. The transcript is spliced from 6 exons. Bases 52 to 888 code for a protein of 278 amino acids.